ACAAGGAUAAAAGAAAUUGUUAGGUUAUCCGGCCAUUAAUAAAUUUGAAACUUCAAAUUAACGUUUAUAACUGUAAACAAUUGUGUUUUGCAAUUUUCUGAAAGGGAAAAGGGGAUAAAUGUGGCUGGAUUUAUAUGCACAAUAAUAUAAAAGUAUAUUUGAAUUUACAAAAUGGACUCGAGCCUGGCAGAGCUAUAAUUCUUUUCCAUGAUUUGAAUAUGAAUUCAAAAAAUGAGGAGAAUGAGGGAAUAAUCGUUGAAAGAUUUAAAAAAGACUAUAAUGAACAAUUCUUUAUUCUUAUUAGGAUGCAUUUAUCGUUUUUAUUAGACGCCCACACAGAUGAUAAUGAUUCCCUGCCUGAAAAAUCAAGAAUCAAAAAAUGGAAUUUAGUACCAUUUGCGAAAAAGUCAAAACUCCGUGGAGUCGUAGAAGGUGCAGCUCUAACACAGGAAGGAAUAUGCCAAAUAUUUCAAUUAAUAGAAUACCUUAAGUUAGAAGAAAAUAUUAAGAGUGAAGGUAUAUUUAGAAAAACUGGUUCCAUUGAAAGGCAGCAUGAGUUAAAAUGUUUGUUAAACCAUGGUUCAACUUUAGAUGUUGGAUGUGGCAGCUAUAGUGUACAUGAUUGUGCCUCAGUUCUUAAGGGCUUUUUGCAGGAAUUACCAGAACCUCUGUUGACAGAGCUUCAUUUUCCUGUUUAUUGCCAAUUAGCAGAACUAUACUACAUCAACAAUGAAAUACCGCAAGAACAAAAGCUUCUGGAAGCUCUGCAAUUACUCCAACUUCUUCUGCCACCAGAAAAUAAACUCCUUCUGAAAGACAUCCUACAUCUCCUGUAUCAGACUGCUUCAUUCGAAUCUCAGAAUAAGAUGUCUUCAGAUAAUUUAGCAAAACUUUUCACCCCUCAUCUGUUAUGUCCGAGGAAUUUAUCACCCGCCAUGUUAUUGAAGGUAUCCCAGCCUCUUUUUGGAAUAGUCAGUUUUAUGAUUAAGAGGUUUCCUGACAUGUUUAAAGUUCCUGCAAAGUUAAUAGUCGACUUUAGAGCUAAAUACGAAAAGAAGAGGGUUUUAUCUCCUGUGAAACGACUCAACGAAUCAACUGCAGAUAUCGCUAGCACAGUAUUCACUUUUGUUGAUCAAGAGCGUACUGCUAAAGAAAACGAGUCUAAUCCUACAGAAACAGCUUUGGCUCAGUUGUAUGCUCAUAUCCAAAGUUUGCCAGAAUCAUCUAAAAAGAGAAAGCUGAUAAAACAAUUUAACAAAGAAAAUGGAUAUGGUACACCAUUGCAAGUGUUAAAAAGUAGUAAGAAUAGAAGUAUAGGUGAUUCUAUCAAAAAACACAUCUUUCAAAAACAUCUGGCUAGGCGGAAAGGAUUUGUGGUCAAAAAUUCACCUGCUGGGCCAGGAUAUGAGAGCCCUACGGGCUCUCCUUCUUUAGCAAUGCGAGCACGUCUCUUGUGCUACCACAAUUACGAGUCCAGUACGGAUCUAACCAACGAAGGGCCAACACCAGCGAAACGGAGAAAAACCAGCAGGAGUUGUGAUCGUAGCAGGAGCUGUGAUCGUCUUUCCGAAAAACACGACAAAGACAAUCACGAGGACGAAGGUAAGGGUAGUUUUUCCGAGCCGGAACUAAGCGAGAGAGAAGACUCUAUAGACUGUAAUGGUUAUUUAACCAGCACGCCGGCAUGUUUCCCACUAAAAGCAUGUACAGAAGUUUUUACGCCGAAUCAAAAGGACAGUAAGUCGAUGUCGCCGAUUACGAUGUCAGCGCAGAGGAUGCCACGAGCUAUGCAGGAAACGAUGAUGACUCCUCGAAGUCGAAAACCAGUAUUAUUACUUUCCGGUACAAACAUCCACACAUUACCAAAGACCGAACCAACAAACUACACAAUGGACAAUGUAAUAGAGGAAAAAUUAGAAACGCCAAUGUCGAAUUUCCAGACGAAUCCACCUGUCAAAUCGAAGAGCGAAGGAGACAUCAACAAAGAUACCAAAGUAGACGUGACAAAAAUGAACAAAAGUGAAUCCGACGCCAUUCUUAGUGAUACUUUUAAAGAAUAUUUAAGUAAUAGAGACAUUGUUACGAUUUAUUCGCCGCAAGACUCGAGUUUUUCAAGCAGAACUGACGACUUUACCUCUACGGAAUAUACAGAAGGACAAUUCACAGAAUCCUUAUUGUAUUGUCUUGACGGCAAUAAUCCAGAUGAAAGUGUAGAAGAGGAAGAAGAGAAAAAAUUGGUGCUCAAACCUAAACAGUUUGACGAAAAUGGCAAGCCCAUUAUAUUUGAAACUUCUUUUUAACGAUAUGUUCCAGAUGCUGGAAAGAGUUUAGAAAAUAGAGAUAUAUUUAUAAAUAUUUUUUAAAUAAAUAUUUUUAUGAAA
Molecule: messenger RNA, 2381 nt
Organism: Diabrotica virgifera virgifera (western corn rootworm)
Lineage: Eukaryota; Metazoa; Arthropoda; Insecta; Coleoptera; Chrysomelidae
Gene: RhoGAP54D
Product: rho GTPase-activating protein 19
Exons: 7
Coding region: 135-2300 (721 amino acids)
Biological process (GO): signal transduction; regulation of small GTPase mediated signal transduction
Cellular component (GO): cytoplasm
Molecular function (GO): GTPase activator activity
Source: RefSeq, a predicted model, not a curated record